AUGCCUAGAAGCACCGCGGAUGAGAUCAAAGCCCAGGAACGAGCAUCGCAUCAGAUGUUGCGGUCCUCUGUUGUGGGAGGAGAGCAGGCCCAGUCUGCUUCAUCUAUGCCAGGCGCAUAUCAACAGUCAUCAACUGCCGGAUUUGUCACUUCAAAAGACACUGCUAGGGAAGCUGUUGUUUCCAAGUACGUAUUUGACGGCCCCAGCAGUGAAGAUGAUGAUGCGUCUGUCUCUGGACAUGGCGAUUACCCAACGCAACCCAUGCCCUCGCUUUCUUACGAAUCGAUGAAUCUGGACGGCAAGGUGCGGCGAGAGUCAUCCGCCCAGAAGCCAGGAUCUAUCAGAGUCUCUGGGGGGACCAAUCAAGCUGAUGCUAAGGCAGCAAGAGCUUCUGCUAACGCUGACCGUGCCAGGGGCCGGUCCAGAAGCUUCGACUCUACUGAGCAUGACGGCCUUGCCAAGGAUAUUCCGAAUACCCGUCGGGUGAGUUCCAACGAAACAUACAAGGCUAUUAGUUCUUCUAACAAAAGAAGCGAAGUCCGAGAGAACUUUGGCGCUCCAGCAGCUCCACUGCAGCUCAGCUGCAGUACUUAUAGCGGCAGCGGUAAUUCUCCUGAAGAUGAUCCUUCAAGCCCAAGCACCAUACAACAGCCCAAUGCUAACAACGAGCGUAGAGACUCUGGGGAUGGUUCUCAAAUUUCUGCCCAACUCAUUGAUGAAAUGCAAGAGCAAGAACGACUCAAGAAUACCCUCAAUAAUGUCCUCCAGCAACAGAGCGCCGUUCAAGUGGUCGAUGUUGCAGCUGAAGACCGCCUCAAACGUAAGCGACAGAGACGUAACUUUUGUCUGUACACGCUGCUGGCUGUUGCUCUUCUAGGGGGCGUCGUUGCUGCAGUUGUCAUCACCUCUCAGGACAACAACGUUACCUUACCACCUACCAUAUCGCCCAGCAUAUCACCCACAAUGGCACCGACUACUCGAGAGUCGGCUGUGAUCGAGGCAGUUAUAGAUCAAUUUGGAGAUCUCCCGGAAGACGAGAAUACGCCACAAUACCGUGCUAUUCAGUGGCUGACAGAUAUGGAUACCACCAUCGAAUUCCCCUUGGAUUCAGAAGAGGCAGAAUAUACAAUGUUGGAGCGCUACGUGGCUGUGGUCUUUGCCUACACCACUCAAUACUGGUAUUGGGUCAACAAUGACAAUUGGUUGAAUCCAGACUUACCAGUCUGUGAAUGGUUUGGAUUGACUUGUAAUGAUGAUGGGCGCAUUGGAGUCUUGGAUCUUGCUGCUCAGAACCUUGAUGGACCCAUUCCAAGUGAAAUUGGAUACUUGGACAAUCUUGAUUUUGUCUUUUUGUUCCGUAAUAAGCUGAGCGGACCCAUUCCAAGCGAGGUUGGAAAGCUCGGAGACGUCGAUUUCAUGUACCUCAACGAGAACCUGCUGACAGGUCAUAUCCCUGAUGAGCUCUCUGGCCUUUUGGAUGCUGAUGAACUCUUUUUGUUUGGAAACCAACUAAAUGGUACGAUUCCAGCAGCCUUUGGCGGACUUGUUGACUUGGUGAACCUCUACAUGCAUGAUAAUAGGCUAUCCGGUGAGAUCCCAAGCAGCCUUAGCCAGCUGAAGCGACUUCAACGGUUGUAUUUGCAAGACAAUAACAUCCAAGGUCAGAUUCCUUCGGAAUUGGGCGGUAUCAUUAGUCUUCAACGGAUUCAACUUCAUAACAAUAGACUGACUG
Messenger RNA from Cylindrotheca closterium, 1732 nucleotides. NCBI's taxonomy places the organism in Eukaryota, Bacillariophyta, Bacillariophyceae, Bacillariales, Bacillariaceae. The record is from the annotation of a GenBank genome assembly.